UGAAUAAAGUAGCGCCUUUAGCAGAGUGGUGCAAUGUGGUGGAUGUAAGCGGUAGAUAUUUAUUUAACUUAACCUCUCGCGAAACAAAAGAUAUACAGUAUAUUGCCCAAUAAAUACAAGUAAAUGUACAAAUAUAAAAUCGAAAGAAAAUAAUUAUAAUUAUAUACCUUAAGCUAUAUAUAUAAUAUAUACAAUGGUAUUUUUGACACAAGUUUUAGCUUUCUUCAAAAAGCCACCAAGAAAAUAUCUACGUUCCAGAUUUAUUGACACGCUACAUCUUCAUGUUAGGGCGGGUACAGGAGGUGCUGGAUUGUCUCGUUACGGAGGUUUGGGUGGCGCAGGAGGUAGCAUAUAUUUAAUUGCAAAAGAUGGGCUAACAUUGGAGAAUGUUAUCCAGACCUUGAAGGGCAAACGAGUCAAAGCAGAUCCAGGAAACGAUAGUUCAGCAAGGGGAAUUAUAGGUGCACCUGGUGAAGAUAAAACUAUUGCAGUCCCAUGUGGUGUUACAGUAUAUAAUCAGAAUGGAGUGUUAUUAGGAGAAUUAAAUGAAGAGGACUCAAAAUUAUUAAUAGCCAAAGGUGGCUUAGGUGGUUCUGAAGACACUGGUUUCUGCGGAUUAAAGGGAGAAUCUCAGAUGAUAAAGUUGGAUUUGAAGAUGAUCGCUGACGUCGGAUUAGUUGGCUUUCCCAAUGCUGGCAAGAGUUCCUUCUUGGCAGCAGUUUCAAACGCCAAGCCUAAAAUCGCUAAUUAUCCCUUCACUACCAUAAGGCCCAGACUAGGAAUCAUGAAGUACAAUGAUUUAAGACAGAUUACCGUUGCAGACUUACCAGGUCUGAUUGAGGGAGCGCACAUGAAUGUUGGGAUGGGUCACAAAUUCUUGAAGCAUGUCGAAAGAACAAAACUACUUAUGUUUAUCGUGGAUAUACAAGGAUUUCAAUUGUCACCCAAACAUGGAUAUAGAUCCUGCCUGGAAACUGUAGUCUUAUUAAACAAGGAGAUUGAACUCUACAAGCCAGACUUAUUAAAAAUGCCAGCUAUGAUUAUAAUUAAUAAAAUGGACACUGACAAUGCUGAUAAUAUUUUCAAAGAAAUUAAGCCAGCUCUGCACAAUUUAUCAAGCUAUGUGUCUACAUGUCGGGAGGAAAUACGGCCCCAGAAGGUGAUACAUUUUGAUGAUAUUUUGCCGACGUCCUUAAUCUCGAAAGAUAAAGAAGCAAUAGAAGCGAUAAAAAACAGGAUACGAAGUAUAUUAGAUAAAUAUUCAGAGAACAAAUAUAUUGCUGAUCAUGAUAACUUGGACUCUAGACUAAUGAAGAAGAUGAACCAACAAUUUGAAGCACAUACACCAACCGUUGUAUAAAUUUGCAGCAUAUGAAAAUAAAUAUUUUAUAAAUAAUA
Messenger RNA from Wasmannia auropunctata (little fire ant), 1398 nucleotides. Its product is annotated as GTP-binding protein 10 homolog. Gene Ontology annotation, molecular function: GTP binding; GTPase activity; magnesium ion binding. The record is from RefSeq and is a predicted model, not a curated record. The transcript has 4 exons. Lineage: Eukaryota; Metazoa; Arthropoda; Insecta; Hymenoptera; Formicidae. Gene Ontology annotation, cellular component: mitochondrion. Bases 194 to 1360 code for a protein of 388 amino acids.